Messenger RNA from Echinostoma caproni, 780 nucleotides. The record is from the annotation of a GenBank genome assembly. Lineage: Eukaryota; Metazoa; Platyhelminthes; Trematoda; Plagiorchiida; Echinostomatidae.
AUGUUUUUUAUAAACACAGAAUGGUCAUCAGCACGUCUUUCGCUUCAUGCGCAAGUUGUCUAUCCACUAAAAAAUGUGUUGCUGUUCUUAAAUUUGAGACGAAUUAGAUUCACUCUAGGGAUAAGCGAAGCGUUGCAAGUUGUGGAUACCUUUGCCACCUCAGCUCUCACCGGCUGGGUGGAGAAAUGUAUUCGUUAUUCAGGUCCCGAAACCGGGCCGGCCACAGCUCCUGGCGCCAUUUUGACAGGUGGCCUUGAUCAGACGGACGCGCAAUGGACUGGCGCCUGUGAGUGGCUGGAAUCCGUUACCGAUCCGACAGAGAGUCUCGAACAAAUGCCAACGGCUCCGAAUGUGUCCUCGUCCUUUUCAGGUCUAAAUUCCCCUUCAGGCUAUGUGACUGCUUUGAGUCUACUUCGACUUUUACCUCAUUUACGUGCUUUCUUUCGUUUCUCGUAUUUUCUUUUGCAAUUGAACGAAAACGAGUUUGCUCAAUCCGAAUCCAGCGCCUCGAAUCCGGGCUUGCGAGUGCGCAAACCAUUGGAUCCGUCCAGUACCAUGAUCAACCUGCCUAUUUCGGAUCGUAAAGCGACUCGCAAACCAACAAGCACCACGUCCGUCAUGACACGUCGCCUAUGGUUGCUAAUUUUUGCUAUCACCGUGCACAACAUUCCCGAGGGUUUUGCCGUUGGUAUCGCAUUCGGCGGUGUUGGACGAUUCCGGAAAUAUACAUUUACAGAAGCUAGGUACUCGCUUCGUUCUACAUUUUUCUCUGAUCUCUAA